This is a messenger RNA of Pyrus x bretschneideri (Chinese white pear), 634 nucleotides long. RefSeq names its product acyl-coenzyme A thioesterase 13. The coding region runs from base 16 to 555 and encodes 179 amino acids. Lineage: Eukaryota; Viridiplantae; Streptophyta; Magnoliopsida; Rosales; Rosaceae. Gene Ontology annotation, molecular function: fatty acyl-CoA hydrolase activity. The transcript has 3 exons. The record is from RefSeq and is a predicted model, not a curated record.
AGCAAUAGGGCAAAAAUGGUGAAACCCUCCAUUGAAAUCACAGAGGACUUCGCUUCCGCAGCAAAAAUUGCAGACGACAUUCCUCGGGAAGACGUAAUCAGAGUUCUGAACUUUCUACAAGGAGUUGGGAUCUCGGACCCUGUCCCAGAUGAGUUCGAUGCUAGAAAGGAUACCUACUCCGACAUCAUUCGUGACCUCCUGAAGCCCCUUCACAUAUCCCGUGGUCGUGUCACCUGCCUCGUAUCUGUGAAGCCUGCUGUCACUAAUUUCUAUUCCGGAUUUCAUGGAGGAGCUAUUGCUGCUGUUGCUGAGGUUGUGUCCGUAGCUUGUGCAAGAACUGUCGUGGCUAAUGAUAAGGAGCUUUUUCUGGGGGAACUGAGCGUUUCUUACCUCUCUAGUGCAACAAAGAAUGAAGAGGUGAUAGUUGAUGCAACUGUUGUUCGGAGUGGAAGAAAUCUGAGCGUGAUGGCUCUUGAAUUGAAACUCAAGAAAACCGGGCGCUUGGUUUACACUGCUCGUGCUACGUUCUACCAUACGCCUGUUGCAAAAUUAUGAUUCGCAUGUCAAAUCUCUCUAUUUGUUUACCCAAAUUUGUACCUCGUUGGCACAUUUCUAUUGCAUAUCUUGUCAAUUU